AUGGCGGUGGCUGAGACGCAGCUGUACGCAAAGGUGUCCAACAGGCACAGGAGCAAAAGCACCUCUGCACUCCUCGAGUCUCUCCUUGCCAAAGGAUUCCCGGCUCAUACCGCUCAAAAAGCAUUGGCUGCUACUGGACAAAAGACAAUAGAAGAUGCUGCAAAAUGGUUGCACUCCCACUGCAAUGAUCCCUCUUUGGAUGACCCAAUCCCUCAGGAGUAUGCUCUUUACUUGUGUCCCACCGGUCGUUUUCAUAACCACCUGCAAGAGUUUUGGAAGGAAAGCAAGCGCCAGUGUGGGAGAAACAGAGCCCAUGAGAUUUUUCCACACAUCACACUCUGUGAUUUCUUCACGUGUGAAGACCACAAAGUGGAAUUAUUGUAUGACACCUUAAAGCGAGUGGGUGACAGCUUUUCACAGUGCUUUCCACCAUCCAUUUCUCUUUUACUACAUUCAUCCACCAGCUACCUUGGCUUCUUUGUUGGUGACAGCCAUGCAAAUAUCCUCAAAGAGUUUGCUCUGGCGUUUUCAUCAGAGGCUUCGGCCCUGGCAGAUUGCCAUGUGAAGCCCUGCCUAAAGCAGAUCCACCUUACUUUGGCUCACAAGUUUUAUCCUCACCAUCAGAAGACUUUGGAACAACUGGCUAAAAGCAUUAACCCAGGAGAGACCUGUCAGUGGGUAGCUGCUCUUUACUCACGGGACAUGCGUUUUGUGCAUUACCAGACCCUGCGGGCUCUCUUCCAGUACAAGCCCCAAAACAUCGAUGAACUCAUGAUCAACGCCGGGGACUUUGUCUACGUUGACCCAACGCUGCAGUCGGGCGUGAGCGAGGGCUGGGUGAUCGGGACCUCGCAUCGCACAGGCUGCAGGGGUUUUCUUCCUGAAAACUACACGGAAAGGGCCAAUGAGUCAGAUACAUGGGUUAAGCACAGGGAAUACGUUUUUGGAACUGUUUCAAGAUUCUCUGUCCAAACUGAAAAUGAACCUAAUGUAAAGCUGAAUGGAGAAGUCCACAAUCCUAGUAUAUCAAGGAGUGUUACCAAUAUACUUCCUCUUCAGCUGUCUCAGAAUGUUACCCUGCGAAGAGGUGUGCUGGUGAUGCGCCACGGGGAAAGAGUCGAUCAGGUCUUUGGCAAAUCUUGGCUCCAACAGUGCUUGACUGCAGAUGGAAAAUACCACAGAGCUGAUCUGAAUUUCCCUUGCACCUUGCCGAAGAGGAAAGACGGCAUGAAGAAUUUUGAGUAUGAUCCUCCUUUAUCUUGCUGUGGGGUUUUCCAGUCAAGGCUUAUAGGGGAAGCUCUGCUGGACCAGCAGGCAACAGUCAGCUAUAUGUACUCCUCACCCGCGCUCCGCUGCAUCCAGACAGCUCAACACAUACUGCAGGGGCUUAAAUUAGAUCAAAAGGUCAAGAUCAGGGUGGAACCAGGACUCUUUGAAUGGACCAAGUGGGAAACAAGCAGAGUAGUUCCUAACUUCAUGACCCUGACAGAACUGGCAGAGGCCUCUUACAAAAUAGAUACAAGUUACAGGGGUAACUUCCCGCUCUCGUCUUUGGUGCCAUCAGAAAGCUAUGAAGAAUAUGUAAGCAGAAGCUCUGCAGUUAUAAAACAAAUCAUCACUGCCUGCCCCAGCAAAGGUGUCAUCCUCAUCGUGGGCCAUGGCUCUUCCUUGACAUCUUGCACCCGACCCUUGAUAGGGCUCCCUGCCAGAGACAGCAAUGACUUUGCCCAGGGAGUUCGAAAGAUCCCUUCACUGGGCAUGUGUUUCUGUGAAGAGAUUAAAGAGGAGAACAAAUGGCAGAUGGUCAAUCCACCAGUGAAGACAUUAACUCAUGGACCAAAUGCAGCAUUUAACUGGAGAAAUGGUAUCAUAGAAGACUAGAACGCCAGCUCUGCCUUUGCGGUUGUUAAAAAUGAGCCAAGGACGAGUGAUGGUUCAGCACAGUUGAGUGAUUCACUCAGAAUCAUAGAAUCAUGAAGAUUCAAGAAUCAAGACGACUUACAGAGAGCGUGAAUUACCCUCUCUGAGUUGUCAAAGCACAUAAAAACACUUCCAAGUUUUGACAUUUUUAUUCCACUGGCUGAGAAGUAACCUAGGAAUUGGUGUGCAAGUGAGCAAUAACUCUUCUCGUGGUGAAGAAAGUAACUUUUAACCUUUUCUGAGAGUACAAACAUUUAAUAAAUACAGAACUACCUGAUUAUAAAGUCCACUGCUAUAAAUGCACUAAAUUAGUAGACAAUGCUGCAGUUUCAAAGACCAAAAGACAUUCCAUGAGAAUUAUCUUUUUUCACACACUUGGAUUGUUUUUACAUAAGCAGAGAAACUGUGACUGAAAAAAGUCAUCUCCUACCUGAAGAGACCAACUCUGCCUAAAGCUACUGAGUUUCCUAUUUACUCCACCAGUUCCAGGAAAGCAAAUAUCACAUUGACUAUUUAUUUGCCUCUUCUACAAAGAAGGUCCGUUUUUUAUCACGCAGCUCCCCAUUCAGUGAUUCCUGAGUGACCCUUAUUGUGAAUGGGAAUAAAUGAUUCCUUUUUGAAGAAAACUGAACUGAUUGCUUUACAGUUGCUUGGACAACAGUACUGGUGACAAAACUGUGAUGUGAGGAAUGCUAACAGUUGAACAUUUCCUGAGAUGGCACUCGCAGGACAACAGCUUUGCUUUGUGCUCUUCCGUGCCAA
This is a messenger RNA of Colius striatus (speckled mousebird), 2682 nucleotides long. RefSeq names its product ubiquitin associated and SH3 domain containing A (gene UBASH3A). Gene Ontology annotation, biological process: negative regulation of T cell receptor signaling pathway. The record is from RefSeq and is a predicted model, not a curated record. Lineage: Eukaryota; Metazoa; Chordata; Aves; Coliiformes; Coliidae. Gene Ontology annotation, cellular component: cytoplasm. The transcript is spliced from 14 exons. The coding region runs from base 1 to 1881 and encodes 626 amino acids. Gene Ontology annotation, molecular function: protein binding.